AUGGCGCCUGCUGCCGCAUCAUCUACUAAGAAGACACCGUCACUGAAGGUGUUGACAACACGCUUGAAGGGCAUUCAAACAUCCUUUGGUGAUAUAGUGGAAUUUGUAGACCAUUUCCCAGAGCGAAGUACAACGUCGGAGGUUGAAAUACGUCUACAAAAACUCGACGAACUGUGGGAAAGGUUCGGAGAAACCCUCGUCGACGUCAAGGCACACGAUGAUUUACCAGCCGAUAGCGAGGCUGCCUAUGAUAAGGAGAGACGAGAGUUUAGUAAUUCCUACUAUCGUGCCAAGGCGUUUCUUCUGGAAUGGGUAAAGCAACAACAACCCUCUCCGACGUUGGAACAAUCCAUCCGCGGGGGUGAUAUUUCGAUGCAAGGUUCGCUCGAUCAUGUUCGCCUUCCGCAAAUAAAGCUGCAGUCGUUUGACGGGAACAUCGAUGAGUGGCUAAGUUUUCGUGAUCUUUUCACAUCUCUCAUCCAUUUCAAGGCAGAACUCCCGGAUGUUGAAAAGUUUCACUACCUCAAGGGCUGCCUUCAGGGUGAGCCAAAGAGUUUAAUCGACCCGCUGCAAAUAACGCGAGCAAACUACACAAUCGCAUGGAAUACGUUGCUCAAAAGGUAUGACAACAGCAAGCAAUUGAAAAAGCGACAGGUUCAGUCGUUGUUCCAGUUGCCAACCGUUUUAAAGGAAUCCGCCAAUGAGCUUCAUUCUCUACUGGAGAGUUUCGAGAGAGUCGUGCAGACUCUGGAUCAGAUAGUGCAGCCGGGUGAUUAUAAGGAUCUUCUUCUUACGAAUUUCCUCACAAUGCGAUUGGAUCCGUCAACUCGCAGAAGUUGGGAAGAGUUUUCGUCUACACAGGAAACUGAUACGGUUAAGGAGUUAUUGGAAUUUCUCCAUCGACGGAUCCAAGUUCUGGAAUGCUUACCAUCAAGGGCGAUGGAAGCAAGGGUGCAAUACCAACCACUACCGCAAAAGCAGAAAGUUUCGGCGGUAAAAACUAGCUAUAACACGGUGCAAUCGUCUGGGGGACGCUGCAUGGCGUGUUCGGCAAAUCAUUUUCUAUUUCAAUGCGGAAAAUUCCAACGGAUGUCCUUAACGGAGCGUGAUGCUUUCGUUCGUACUCACACUCUCUGUCGUAAUUGCUUUAGACUGGGUCACCAGGCAAAGGAUUGCCAGGCUAAAUAUUCUUGUCGAAUAUGCAAGGCACGUCACCACACGAUGGUAUGCUUUAAGCAGGAAAGGGAUAGUAGACCUAGGCCGCCACCUGCUAGCGGUGAAAACUCCGGUGCGACCUCAAUUUAUCAUCUACCGACGUCAUCAAAUUCAUCACACGUUGAUAACCUGGCGGCUACCAACAUAUCGGUCUCGAAUUCCGCUAUGCAGCUCACAUCGCAAGUCUUAUUGGCCACUGCUGUGGUUCUCGUCGAGGAUGAUGAGGGAAAUCAAAUACCAGCUCGCGCGCUUCUCGACUCGGGCUCUGAAAGCAAUUUCAUUUCGGAGCAUUUGAGCCAACGAUUAAAGGUGGAUCGGCAAAAGGUACACAUUUCAGUCCUUGGUAUAGGACAGGCAUCUGCAAGGGUUAAACAACGGGUUCAAGCUACAAUACGCUCUAGAGUAUCAAGGUUUUCACGGGAAUUGAACUUUCUGGUUUUACCCAAGGUGACAGUUCAUUUACCGACAACUUCAAUUAAUACGAAAGGAUGGACCAUACCAAACGACAUCCAGUUGGCUGACCCUUCAUUCUCGGUGUCUAUGGGAGUAGACAUAGUACUUGGUAUCGAAGCAUUUUUUGAUUUCUUCGUGUCUGGUCGGAAGCUCAUUUUGGGAGAGCAGAGGCCAUCGCUUAACGAGUCGGUAUUCGGAUGGGUGGUCUGCGGCGGAUUAUCAUCUCAUAAGCAAUCACCUCAUAUCAGCUGUCAUAUGACCGAGGACAGGUUGGAUGAAUUGGUUGCUAGAUUUUGGGCAUGCGAAGAGGUCGAUAUCCAAAAAUCUUAUUCACCGGAGGAAGAGCGGUGUGAGAAAUUGUUUACGCAAACCGUACAACGGGGACCUGAUGGACGAUACACUGUUGCAUUACCUAUGGCCGAGGGGGCCAUAUCGCGGUUGGGCGAGUCGAAAAACAUUGCACUACGACGUCUCCACGCAACGGAAAGGAGGUUGGCAAGGAACUCAGGCUUGCUUGACCAGUAUAAGGCGUUCAUGAGCGAAUAUCUAGAUUUGGGGCAUAUGCGCUUGGUUGAGGAAGACCAACGAGCAGUAGUAGGCCGAUGCUACUUACCGCAUCAUCCGGUUGUUAAGGAGGCCAGUACGACCACAAAGGUGCGCGUUGUCUUCGACGCGUCUUGUAAGACAUCAACGGGAAUUUCGCUGAACGACGUGUUGUUGACGGGACCGGUGAUCCAGGAGGAGUUACGGUCAAUUAUAUUACGCUGUAGGACCAAGCAAAUUAUGCUGGUAGCCGACGUUGAAAAAAUGUUUCGGCAGAUUGUGAUCGACCCAAACGAUAGGCCGCUACAGUGUAUUCUUUGGCGCUCGUCGCCUACUGAGCAGGUGGCGACCUACGAACUAAAUACAGUGACGUACGGUACUAAACCCGCUCCGUUUCUUGCGACACGCGUCUUGCAGCAGCUGGCAUUAGAUGAAGGGGAACAUUUUGCUUUGGCAGCAAGGGCCAUCACCGAAGACACAUAUAUGGAUGAUGUCAUCACAGGAUCUAACGACAGUGCAGAAGCUCUACAGCUGAGAUUGCAACUGGAUGAAUUUAUGAAUAGUGGUGGAUUUCGAUUGCGCAAGUGGGCAUCGAACUGCGCAGAGGUGUUACGAGGUAUUCCGAGCGAGAAUCUGGCGAUUGAUGUCGGUGGAAUUAAUUUAGAUCCAGAUCCAGCCAUAAAAACGCUGGGAUUAACCUGGAUGCCAAACACAGACGUUUUUAAGUUUCAGUUCAACAUUCCACCACUGGAAACGUACGAAACGCUUAGUAAACGUCGCAUACUUUCUAUCAUAGCUACGCUCUUUGAUCCAUUGGGCCUCAUCGGAGCUGUUAUUACGACGGCUAAAAUUUUUAUGCAACUACUGUGGACACUGCAAUCCGAGGAUGGAAGCAGAUUAGACUGGGACAAACCAUUACCUCAAACGGUGGGUGAGAAUUGGCGGAACUUUUACUCUCAAUUACCUUUGCUGAAUGGGAUUCGCAUCAAACGUUGCAUUAUUCUUCCGGAAGCUGUGACGGUGGAAAUUCACUGCUUCUGCGAUGCCUCGGAGAAGGCAUAUGGGGGCCUUGUAUAUAUUCGGAGUCUGGACUUUAAUGGCAACGUGUCUGUUCAAUUACUAACAUCAAGGUCUAAGGUUGCACCGUUAAAAUGUCAAACAAUACCGAGGUUAGAGCUCUGUGGGGCAGAGCUGGUCGCUAAGCUGUACACUAAAGUUAAGCAGUCAGUGAAAAUGGAGGUACCAACAUUCUUUUGGACCGAUUCGACAUGUGUGCUGCGCUGGAUCCAAGCAAUUCCCUCAACAUGGAGUACGUUUAUUGCAAACAGGGUGGCUAAAAUUCAAACACUUACGACGGUCAACACAUGGAGGCACGUUCCCGGAUCUCAAAAUCCAGCAGAUUUGAUCUCGAGAGGUGUAAACCCACAGGACUUUAUUCAUAAUGAUUUUUGGUGGCAUGGACCAUCAUGGCUAACUGAAACCCGUGAUCGUUGGCCAAAAACCGCAACCAAUGGAGUUGGUUGCGAAGGGGAGGAGGAAAGACGACACAGAACAGCGGCCGCUACAUCUUCUCACACGGCAGAAUUUACUGAUUGGUAUCUUGGCAAAUUUUCUUCAUUUCCAAAACUAAUAAGAUCUACGGCAAUCUUACUGCGAGUUAUAAAAUUGCUUCGCAAAAAUGGGGAAAAACGAUUAUCUGAUUUUCUUACUACAAAAGAGCUGCAGGAGUCAGAGCAAUUACUUAUUAGGCGAGUUCAAAGGGAAUCUUUUCCUAAGGAAUGGGACGCGCUUUCGAAAAACGAAACAGUCUCAAGGCAGUCUCCACUGCGUUGGUUUAAUCCCAAAAUUUCUCAAGACGAUCUCAUGAGAGUUGGUGGUCGACUCCAGAAUGCUCAGGAAUCUUUGGAUAGAAAACAUCCUAUGGUGUUACCAGCACGCCAUCAUCUAACGAAAUUAAUUUUUCUGCACUACCACGAACGAAUGCUGCACGCAGGACCCCAAUUGCUUCUAAGUGUAGUGAGACUACGCUUUUGGCCAUUACGAGGCAGGGAUGCAGCUAGGCGAACUGUUCAUAAGUGUCAGCGGUGUUUUCGAGCAAGGCCAACCACAGUACAACAAUUCAUGGGCGAUCUUCCAGCAGCACGAGUAAAUGUAACCCGCCCGUUUUCACAAACUGGUGUAGAUUAUUUUGGCCCAGUGUACUUACGUUUAAUCCCGAGACGCCCAGCAGUGAAGGCUUACGUUUCUAUUUUUGUGUGCUUCUGCACGAAGGCAGUUCACAUGGAGCUGGUGUCGGAUUUAUCGACGGAGAGGUUUUUGCAAGCCCUGCGCCGGUUUGUAUCACGAAGGGGAUUAUGCUCGGAUUUGUAUUCCGACAAUGGCACAAAUUUUGUCGGGGCGAAAAAUAAACUCCAAGAGCUGAUGCAACUGUUGAGGAGCAGAGAUCAUCACGACAAGGUAUCACACUACUGUGCGGAAGAGGGAAUUCAAUGGCAUUUCAGCCCCCCCAGUGGGCCGCACUUCGGUGGGCUUUGGGAGGCUGCGGUUCGUUCAGCCAAGCAUCACAUCCUGAGAGUCCUUGGUGAGAAUCCAGCCACACUGGAGGAUAUGAGCACGUUGCUCGUUCAAGUUGAGGGAUGUCUAAACUCCCGACCAAUCACGUCUAUCUCUGAAGAUCCAGGUGAUUUACAGCCGUUAACACCAGGACACUUUCUGGUUGGCUCCUCACUUCGAGCACUUCCGGAUUACAAUUACCAGGAUAUCCCGACAAACCGUCUGAAACAGUGGCAACUAGUACAGAAAAAUCUCCAAUGCUUUUGGACAAGAUGGAGAACGGAAUAUUUAUCCCAACUGCAGGCGAGAGUUAAACGUUGGCGUCCACCCGUUACUGUUGAAGUUGGUAGACUAGUAGUCGUCAAGGACGACAAUUCACCCCCUCUACGUUGGAAGAUGGGCAGGAUUCAAGAGGUUCAUCCAGGACAAGAUGGGACAGUACGCGUAGUUACGUUGAGAACCGCAGCAGGCACUCUAACACGGCCUGUGGAAAAAAUAUGCAUCUUGCCAACAGCAGAGUUCGCCGAAAACGACGAAGGGACUGAUCGAGCGAACCGAGUCUCUUAA
This is a messenger RNA of Sabethes cyaneus, 5331 nucleotides long. RefSeq lists its product as uncharacterized. The record is from RefSeq and is a predicted model, not a curated record. Lineage: Eukaryota; Metazoa; Arthropoda; Insecta; Diptera; Culicidae. The transcript has a single exon. Bases 1 to 5331 code for a protein of 1776 amino acids. Gene Ontology annotation, biological process: DNA integration. Gene Ontology annotation, molecular function: zinc ion binding; nucleic acid binding.